AGACCUUUGGUGAUGGCAACUUCCUCCACUGAUGAAGAUCAGCAACUUAUUUAUAAUCCAAUUUUAUAGAGUUGCUUUAGGGGCACUGAGAAAUUCUGUGACUUGUCCCUGGUAACAAAGAUUAACUUUCUAUUUUAGAUUUAAUGUUCUUUUGAAAGAAAACAAAUCAAGUUCCUUUACACCGAUUCUGGACAUUCUGCCAAUGUUUUUCAAAUUAUUAAUUUAAUUUGAAUAUCAUCAUGGGAGGAGCUGUAAGUGCUGGGGAAGACAGUGAUAAUUUAAUUGACAACUUAAAAGAAGCUCACUAUAUUCGUACUGAAAGAGUGGAGCAAGCAUUUCAAGCUAUUGAUAGAGGAGAUUACUAUUUGGAAGGCUAUAGAGACAGUGCUUAUAAAGACUUAGCUUGGAAGCAUGGAAACAUCCAUUUAUCAGCACCUUGCAUUUAUUCUGAAGUAAUGGAGGCAUUGAAACUUCAACCAGGAUUGUCUUUUCUUAAUCUGGGAAGUGGAACCGGAUAUUUGAGUAGAAUGGUAGGCUUAAUUUUAGGUCCUUUUGGAAUAAAUCAUGGAAUUGAACUUCACUCAGAUGUGGUGGAAUAUGCCAAGGAAAAACUCGAGAUCUUCAUCAAAAAUAGUGAUAGUUUUGACAAAUUUGAGUUCUGUGAACCAGCAUUUGUGGCAGGUAACUGCCUUGAGAUAGCAUCCGAUAGCCAUCAGUAUGACCGGAUUUAUUGUGGAGCUGGUGUCCAGAAAGACCAUGAAAACUACAUGAAAAUAUUAUUGAAAGUGGGAGGUAUUCUAGUCAUGCCUAUAGAAGAUCAGUUAACUCAAAUUAUGCAAACUGGACAGAAUACUUGGGAAAGGAAAAGCAUCCUUGCUGUUUCUUUCACUCCAUUAAUACAACCAAAUAGAAAUGACAAUAGCAAACCAGAUUCAGUGGGAUUACCUCCUUGUGCUGUCAGGAAUCUUCAAGGCUUGGUUUGGAUUUAUAUUCGACAUACACUUAGAAACUUCAUAAAUGAUGAGAUGCAAGCCAAGGGUAUUUCUCAGAGGGCUCCUCCCAAAAGAAAAAGGAAGAGCGUUAAACAAAGAAUCAAUGCAUAUGUGUUUGUAGGCAAUCAACUUAUUCCUCAGCCUCUAGACAGUGAGGAUGAUGAAAAAAUGGAAGAAGACCACAAAGAAGAGGAAGAGAAAGACCAGGGUGAAACCUUGAAGCCAGAGGAACCCCCUCAGAAUCUAUUGAGAGGGAAAAUCAUGUGAAUACCCCUGCCAGAGUCUUUAAAAGUGUAUUUGACCUA
Messenger RNA from Monodelphis domestica (gray short-tailed opossum), 1297 nucleotides. Lineage: Eukaryota; Metazoa; Chordata; Mammalia; Didelphimorphia; Didelphidae. The record is from RefSeq and is a predicted model, not a curated record.